Molecule: messenger RNA, 16251 nt
Organism: Penicillium egyptiacum
Lineage: Eukaryota; Fungi; Ascomycota; Eurotiomycetes; Eurotiales; Aspergillaceae
Source: the annotation of a GenBank genome assembly
AUGGUUGCGACAAAGGCGAACGAGGAUACCCAGCUACACACGGCGGAUGUACCUGAUGCAUCACCUUCAUGGCAAGAACUUGAUGAGAUCUGGGCCAAAAAUGCCGUUGUCCCAGAAUCUAUCACGGGGUGCGUUCAUGACCUGAUUACUGAGGUAACGCAAAAGCAACCACAAGCCCUCGCUGUGUGCGCGUGGGAUGGAGACUUUACCUAUGCUCAGCUAUCCACCUUGAGUGACCAUGUCGCUCAUAAUCUCUGUGACAUGGGAAAUUUACCGGGAUCCCCAGUUACCCUUCUUUUCCCCAAGUCACGAUGGACAUGCGUCGCCAUGUUGGGUAUCAUCAAAGCCGGAUGCGCGGCCAUUGCCCUUGACUCCACUCAUCCAGAUGCAAGACUUCGAUCUAUUAUUAGGCAUGCGCAGCCAAAAACAAUGAUCUGUGGCUCAGCUACUCGAAACAGAGUAUCUCUCUUGUGCGAAUUACCCAUCCUUCAGCUCGACGAUAGUCUUCUGGAGGUUGCGGGUACGAUGAAACAGCAGACGCUUGAUUUGCCUGUGGUAUCGCCGAAGGACACAGUCUAUAUAUCUUUUACCUCCGGAACUACAGGGGAACCGAAAGGAGCCUGUAUUAGCCAUGCCAACGUGAGAAGUGCUGUACAUCACCAGGGCAAGGCUCUUGGCUUCCAUCAAGAGUCCCGCGUCUUUGACUUUGCACCUUACUCCUUUGACGUGGCCUGGAGUAAUGUUCUUCAUACGUUGUGCGCAGGUGGCUGUCUGUGCGUUGCCAACGAGCAAGAUAUGGUGAAUAACCUAUCGGCUGCUCUCACGGCCUUUGCGGCUACUCUGAUUAAUGUCACUCCCACUGUAUUGCGAACAAUGAGUUCGGUCCCACCGACGCUUCAAACCGUCCUUUUAAGUGGAGAGAUGCCGUAUCGAGACAAUAUUACUCAAUGGGCUGACCGUGUUCGUCUGCUCAAUACAUACGGCCCCACCGAGUGUACCUGGAAAUGUACCUUCUCGCGGCUUGAUCGCUGCGAGGAAGGCCGGCCGGGUAUUGGAAAAGGACUCGGAUUCUGCCUUUGGAUUGUCAACCCCAACGAUAGCAGCCAGCUUGUUCCUCCUGCAACUCCGGGAGAGCUGUAUCUCGAGGGACCCAUGGUUGGCCAAGGUUAUCUGUCCAAUCAAGAAAAGACCAGCGAAGCGUUCUUCGAUAACCCACCGUGGCUUUUGUCCGGGAGUCCUGGCGUCCCGGGACGGCAAGGUCGUCUAUACAGGACCGGAGACCUAGUCAAGACCCGCUCCGAUGGAAGCAUCCUGUUCCUAGGCCGGAAAGAUGUUUCUCAAUUGAAGAUUAGAGGUCAACGAAUUGAGAUUGGCGAUGUGGAGCAUCAUGCGCGUGCAUGUAUGAAUGAUGCACUGACAAUCAUUGCCGAUAUCGUGCUACCCCAGGGAAGCGAGACAGCACUGCUUGCGCUCUUUGUGCAGGUCAGGAAUCAGGAUGCUAAGACAGUCAAGACCGUGAUGAGUAGACUUGUGCAUGAUCUAGAGAGUGUAUUGCCAGCAUUUAUGCUCCCAAGCAUCUAUCUCCCUGUCGAAGAGAUACCAGUCGCUGCCACCGGCAAAGUCGACCGGCGAAGACUGCGAGAGCUGGGAGUUAGCUUGUCUUUGGAACAGCUUCUUCAAAUGCAGUCAACCAUCCUUCCUAUCCAAGAAUACUGUAGCCCAUCAACUGUUAUGGAGCAGCAGCUUCGUGACCUCUGGGCGCACGUAUUAAAUAUACCAUCGACUGGAAUUAGCACCAAAGAUAGUUUCCUCCGCUUAGGAGGGGAUUCAGUUGCAGCCAUGCUGUUGGUCGCCGCAGCACGAAAUGCCAAUUUAUCCAUCACAGUGGCAGAUGUGUUCAAGAGUCCAGUGCUGAGUGACCUUGCGCUCGUGAUCAAGGAUUCUUUUUUUUCUGAGGGAGACGAAAUUACCCCAUUCUCUCUGGUGGACCGUCCUUCGGAUAUUCAAAAGAUGCGCGAGGAGGCUGCUGGGCUGUGCAAUAUUGAAUUGGCUCAAGUCGAAGAUAUAUAUCCGUGCACCGCACUUCAACAGGGCAUGCUGUCUGUCACAGCUCGAAGUGAGACCAAUAACGUUGCACGGACACUAUUUGAGCUUCCAAAGCACACUGAUCUCUCCCGGUUGGAAAGGGCAUGGUUAAGGACCGUGCACCAGACAUCAAUUCUGCGGACACGAGUCGUAGACCUGACCAGCAAUGGUUUGGUUCAAGUUGUUGUCGACUCCCCUAUCGUGCUAGAUCGAUACGACAACAUCACCGACUUUGUCGAAAACUCCAUUCCGAUGGGAUUGGGGGUCCCGUUGUGCCGGGCUGGACUAAUUUCUGGAGAGUCCCCUAGCUUGAUUGUGGAAAUGCACCAUUCAAUCUUCGAUGGCUGGUCCACCAAGCUCAUAUUGGAUGCUAUUGAAGCUGAAUACCAUGAGAACGCAACCCGAUCGCCCCUCGUGCCCUUCCAAUCAUUCGUGAAAUAUACGAAAGGGAUUGACAAGGACACCUCAUUGCUCUAUUGGAAGGCCUACCUGGACGGAGGGUCUGAAACGAAAACUUUCCCGUCUCCAGGCUAUCGGCCAGGGAAAAAGCUCGACUUCAACCAUGGCGUCUCUGAAAUGCCAUGGAGAAACUCGGGGACAACACCAUCAUCGGUCGUUAGAGCAGCACUUGCCUUGUUACUGGCUUCAUAUACCAAUUGUAACGAUGUCAGGUAUGGUGCCACGGUCAGUGGGCGACAGGCCACCGUGGCCGGGAUCGAACGAAUUGCAGGGCCGACAAUCGCUACAGUACCAGUCCGUGCUAAAUUUGAUUGGAAUCAAACAGUCGAGAGUUGGCUUGAACAGGUUCAAAGACAAACAGUGGAGGCCACCGAGCACGAACAGCUAGGCCUGCAACAAAUUGCUGGAUCGGUCGAGGAUGCCAACCUUUUCCAGCUCCUCCUGGUGGUCCAGCCAGCUGAGCAGGCAAACAGGCAAGAGGGCGACGGUCUUUUCAGCCGUGCUAGUAGCAUUGUUAGCAGUUAUGACCAACCCGGCAGUUUGCAAAUCGUUUGCAAGGGUGGAGAAGCUGACACUGUGGGCAUGUACAACCCAUAUGCGAUGAUGAUCAUCUGCCAAUUGCACGAGUCAGGAGUUGAACUGAAGAUUAAUUUUGAUUCUGGUGCCAUUGCAGCCAAACAAGUCCAGAGGAUGUCAAAACAAUUUGACCAUUUACUGCGGCAGCUAUGCUCGGAGGAGUGUUCUCACAUGAACCUACGCGAUAUCACUGUCGUCACCAAGGAUGACUUGGCUGACAUUUGGACAUGGAAUGCAGCGCGCCCGGAGCCCAAGUUCGAGUCUAUCACUGAUUGUCUCCAUCGGCAAAGCGAAGCAAAACCAGAAGCAGUUUUGAUAUCUGCGUGGGACCAGCAGUUAACAGUGCAGCAGGUGCAGGUGUGGUCUGUAACUCUGGCCGGUCGACUUCUCCACGAAGGUGUACUUCCUGGGUCCAUCGUUAUCCUGGCCUUUGAGAAAAGCGCUUGGCAGGCGGUGAUGAUGCUUGCAGCCCUCAGAGUUGGUGCGAUUGUUCUGCCGAUGUCUGUACCAGUUUCGAAAACUCGAGCCCUGCAAAUUGUGGAGAGCUUGCACCCCCAACUAGCUGUUACCUCCACAUCGUCUGAUUUAUCUCCAUUCCGCGAAUUGAUUCCAGUGCUCAAUAUCGCUGAUCUCACCACACCCGAUACGAAAGUUUCCGAUGUUGUUGUCAGAUCCUCUCCAUAUUGCCACCUACCCAGUGAUCUUGCUCUUCUUCUUUUUACUUCAGGAUCCACAGGAGCCCCAAAGGCCAUUGCCUGGAGUCACGGCGCCUUAUCGACUAACGUCCAAGCCGCAAUCGUGUCAUUUGGACUGACCGAUACGAGCCGAGUCUUCCAGUUUUCCGGUUACGAUUUUGAUGUGAGCACAGUAGAGACUUUGGCUACCUUGCUUGCUGGGGGUUGCUUGUGCAUCCCAUCAGAGACAGACCGGAAGAACCGGCUGACCGAUACAAUCAAUGGCUGCAACACCAAUUGGAUCUGUUUGACCCCGUCUGUGUCAGAGACCAUGAGCCCGGGUGAUUUGCCAUCUCUGCGAACAGUGGUAUUUGCGGGCGAGACGCUCGAGCAAAAGACUGCUCUUCGAUGGCUAGACACACAGAAAACCGUACAUAACUGGUACGGCCCAGCAGAAGCCUCGGUCGCUACUUCGUGUCUUGUGGAUCAUGACAGUUGGCGCCCAGGUAUGAUCGGGCAAGGUCGCGCCGGGAUAGCGUGGCUUGUCGAUCCGAAAGACCCAAACUUACUAGCUCCAGUGGGAGCAGUGGCCGAGUUGUGUAUGGAGGGACCUAUGCUGGCUCAAUAUGCUGGAGCUAAUGGCGCUGUGCUGAACAAAGAGAGCUUUAUUUCCCCAUCGUGGCUGCAAGAUGGCCACUGGAAGACCCCUGGUCGACUAGGUCCAGUUUAUCGUACCGGGGAUCUGGUCGCCUACGACUCAGACAGUCGUAUCACCUACCUUGGGCGACUCCAUGAUUCUCAGCGAAAGAUUCGAGGCCAGCGGAUUGACCUAGGAGAGAUAGAGCGGUGCAUCCAAGACUUUUUGACCGGUCUAGUGGACACAAUGCUUGUCGCAGAGAUAUUUUCCCCGGCUUGCAGUGACAACGAUACUUUGGCCCUGUUCAUCAGUCCUGCUGAUGCUGUUAACCGCGCAGAUCCCCAAGCAUAUCUUCAAAGGGCAUGGCCGGUCGAUGCUGUGGAGAAUCAUCUUGCGAGCAUUCUACCGUCGUAUAUGAUUCCCAGGGUGUACGUACCGCUUAGUGAACUUCCUAUCGGUCCGACAGGAAAGACAGACAGGCGACAAUUGCGAGAGAUUGGAGGUUCCUUCACGUUGGCGCAACUGGCAGAGAUGCAACCAACCCGAAAGCAAACCAGAGAGGUGACCACGGAGAACGAGAAAAUAUUGCAGCAAAUAUGGGCUCAUGUGCUGGAGGUUGAGCCGGAUGUUAUCUAUGCGACCGGACAUUUCCUUCGCUUGGGAGGAGACUCGAUCAGCGCCAUGCGCCUCGUUGGAAUGGCCCGUACCCAGGGAUUUUCGCUUACUGUUGCUGAUGUGUUCGAUUUUCCUGAGCUAGAGAAGAUGGUCGAGAAAAUGGUCAACGGUGAAAGUCAUGCGGAUAUAGACAUUCCGGCGUUCUCCCUUUUACCCCUUGGGAUGGACGAGUCACACUGUCGAUCAUUUAUUUCUCAAAUUUGUUCGGUCUCGAAAGAUCAAGUUCUUGAUGUCUACCCCUGUACAGCACUUCAGGAGGGAUUGCUGGCGCUCGGAGCCAGACGACAGGGCCAAUAUGUAUCCCGUAGUGUAUUACCACUUCAAAGCGAUAUUGAUCCAGACAGACUCAAGAGUGCCUGGGAAACGACAAUCGCCAAGUUGUCUAUUAUGCGGACGCGAAUCGUGGAUCUGCCCGGCAAAGGUCUUGUGCAGGUCGUCCUAAAUGACACACCCUGGAGAUCGGGUCAAAACAUUCAGCAGUACUUGCAGGAUGAUGAGAGGGAGCCGAUGGCCCUAGGAACCCAGCUCUGUCGUGCAGCCAUCAUCAAUCGCACGUUCAUCUUCACCAUUCAUCACUGCUUGUACGAUGGCAGCUCACUGCCCAUGAUUCUCGAAGAACUCCAGGCACAAUAUUACCAGCAGCCGGGAAGGACAAUCACUGGAGUGGAGCAUUUUAUUCAUCAUUUGAACCAGAUAAAUACCGAGGAGUCGGACGAUUUCUGGAGGGCCCAGCUGUCUCGCGCUGAGUUCCGUUCAUUCCCUGUUCUGCCAUCCAGCACGUAUGAGCCACAAGCCAGUGACUUCAUAGAGCAUUCGGUUGCUCUGGACUGGCCUUCCAAGGGAGCAACCCCAUCCACGAUUCUCCGCGCAGCGUGGGCGAUCCUCGAAUCACAGUAUGUGGCCUCCAACGAUGUAAUUUUCGGGGUGACAGUGAGUGGACGACAGGCAAAUAUAAACGGCAUGGAAAACUGCGUAGCGCCAACUAUUGCAACGGUUCCAAUUGCCGUAUCAAUCGAUUGGGAGAAUACGGUUGAGACAUUCCUUCAAGGAGUCCAGAGACAAGGGCUAGAUAUCAUGCCCUAUGAGCAAUAUGGCUUGCCAAAUAUUCAACGAGCCAACGGGGACCUCAAUGCCGGGUUGUUCCAGACUUUGCUGGUGGUCCAGCCAAUAGCUACAGGGAACAGCCUGCAUGAGAAUAGUCGGUUGUUCAAGGCACGCAGCUUCGCCUCCAGUUUGAGCACCAUGGGGAUCGAUCCGUUCAAUGUCUAUGGCUUAAUGAUCAUAUGUCAGCUUACUGCCUCAGGGGUCAACAUUCAAAUGAGCUUUGAUCCAAACAUGACCGACAAGCUGCAGAUGAAACACAUUGUCCAUCAGCUGGAGACAGUCAUCCGCCAGUUGUGCACAAAGUCCCCCGACAGGAUGACACUGAACACCAUCCAGACAGUAAGUGAGAUCGAUGUGGAGCGCUUCUGGGACCAGAACGCAGAACCACCCCCGGAGCCAAGCACAUUCGUACAUGACAAGAUUACUCUAUGUGCCAGAACGGACCCCGAGGCUAUCGCCGUUGACGCAUGGGACGGUCAGUUCACAUACGGCGAGCUGGACCAAAUCUCAACGGUUAUCGCGCACAAGUUACAUCGGCAUCUGGGUGUCAAGAAAGGGUCUGUUGUGCCCUUGUGCUUUGUUAAGUCUCGAUACAUGCCGCUGGCUCAGGUUGCCGCCUGGAAAGCCGGUGCAGUGACCCUACUACAAUCAGCAGAUAUGCCAGAGCAGAGAAUGGAUCGCACUUUCCAACACCUUGGUGUAGAGGUUGCGCUGGCUUCACCCGAGCGUUUGGCGACAGUCUCGAAGUACGCUCGGUGUAUUACCAUGGAGCAAAUUUUGGAGACCCCGUUGGAAGAAAUAAUCACGCCACUACCAGCCCUUGAGAUGGAUGACCCAGCCUCAAUUCUGGUGUCCUCUGGUAGCACGGGUGAACCAAAACAUGUUCUCUGGAGUCAUCGAGCGCUGGCCGCAAACGCGGAGGAACCGACCCUGCGUUUGUCGGUAAACCCCUCUUCACGCAUCUUCCAAUUCUCAUCAUACGAUUUCGAUGUCGCCACCCUGGAAACGAUCAUUGGUCUGACUCACACGGCUUGUCUAUGUAUUCCAUCAGAAACUCAACGCCUCAAUGGUAUCGCGGCUGCAAUUAAUCACUUUGGAGCGAGCUGGGCCUUUAUCACCCCGUCCACCGCCCGGUCGCUGCGUCCGCAAGAUGUACCAGGGUUGUCCACUAUUGUGAUGGGGGGUGAAAACGUGUUGCAGAGCGAUGUCGAAAGGUGGAAAGGGCACUGUGCUGUCCGCAAUUGGUACGGGCCUGCCGAAUUCCCUGCAGUUACCGUCUACCCGGCCGAUGAGCCCAAUUGGUCCAGCGGCGUCAUUGCACACAUUGACUCGUGCCGCUGCUGGCUUGUAGACCCUCAAAACCGACACAGGCUUGUUCCAUUUGGUGCGAUCGGUGAGAUCGUGGUGCAGGGACCUGCACUCGCUAGUGGCUAUGUCGGAAAUACGUCCCUCACAGAAAAGCAUUUUUACCACAAUCCCACAUUCCUCUGUCGAGGUCUCGGGGCUGCUCGCCCAGGAAGGCAGGGUUGUGCCUAUCGAACAGGAGAUUUGGCUCGAUUUAACUCCGACGGCUAUCUGGUGUUCUUGGGGCGAAAGGAUACCCAACUCAAAGUACUUGGUCAACUAGUGGUGCCCAAAGAGGUCGAGACCCAGAUUCGACAAUGUCUUGAUUCGCCAGGCGAACAGACUGAGGUCAUCGUCGAUACCAUCACACCCCCAGGUGGAGGCGGAGUGAUACUCGUAGCGUUCAUCGUCACCCAAGAGGAUAUAGGGCAGUUAACCAGUGGACUGAGCCAGAAGCUUCAGGCUGUUCUUCCUCGCUACGCAGUCCCAUCGUGGUAUAUCGCACUUUCAUGUGUUCCGUUGACUACAAACGGGAAACGAGAUCGAAGGCGACUGCUUGAGAUUGCUGCGUCGUCCACUCCAUCCAGCCAAGGACCCACGGGACGGCUACCAGUCACGACCGCCGAGAUCACGUUAGCGAGGUUGUGGUCUCUCACUCUAGGUAUGGAACAGGAGACAAUUUUGGCUACCGACAGCUUUUUGCAGAUCGGCAACUCCAUUGAUGCCAUGCGAUUGGUAGGUACCGCUCGCCAAGAAGGCCUGUUGCUCACUGUCGCCGGGGUGAUGGAAUUCCCCAUCUUAAAAGAGAUGGCCAGCCUGUUGCAAAACCUCGAGGAUGUACCGGAUGACAGCAUUGAGCCUUUUACACUGUUGGAUCCUGGCCUAGAUCAGAAGCUCGCCCGCCACCAGGCAGCAUCCGCUUGUACCGUCAACGAGGCCGAUAUUGAAGAUCUAUUCCCUUGCACCUCGCUACAGACAGGUCUACUAGCUUUAACAACCAAGUCAGGCGGGGAUUACACCGGUCGCAAUGUGCAGGAGCUAGGGCUUUUGAUAGAUGCCUACCGCUUCAAACACGCUUGGGAAGAGCUGGUGCGCGUCGUGCCUAUUCUCCGCACACGAAUCGUCGAUCUUCCUGGGCAGGGAUUUGUUCAAGUCGUGGUCAGAGAAAAAGCCGCCUGGAGCAAUGCCGGGAGCGUGGAAGAGUACCUGAGCCAAGAUCAUCGGUAUCCCAUGGGGUUGGGAACCCCUCUGAUGCGUUGCGGGUUGUUCUCAUACAAGUCAACUAAUGAAGUGUCCGGUGCUUCUGGUCCAGUGCGCUGGUCCUUUGCAUUGACUAUGCAUCAUUCCAUAUAUGAUGGGCCGACCUCAGCCAUGAUAAUGGACACGUUGAAGAGUCUUUAUAAUGGGGAAACGCCUCUUCGACUAUGUCCGUUCCAGAGUUUCGUCAAAUACGCAUGCGGUCAGAACAAGGAAGCCGCAGCCAACUUUUGGAAGACACAAUUUAAAGGCUGUGAAGCUUCGCAAUUUCCACGGCUUCCCUCCGAUACUUACCAGCCAAGAACAAAUUCUACCCGAACUGUCGUAAUCGACAAUGUCAAAUGGCGAACGGAUGGGUUCACUCCUUCUACCAUCAUCCGCGGAGCAUUCAGCCUUGUAUGCGGCCUAUACGCGAUCUCGUCCGACGUGGUGUUCGGCACAGUGGUCAUGGGUCGCAAAGCCCCCAUUCAGGGUACGGAGAGGAUUGCAGGCCCAACCAUCGCCACAGUUCCUGUGCGUGUGCAGAUCAAAAGUGAUGCCACAGUUCCACAAUUUCUCCAGUCUAUCCAGGAUCAAGAGCGAGAGAUGGUCCCCCAUGAGCAAACAGGAUUGUCGAACAUCCGGCAAGUCAGCACUCCGGCAAAAGAAGCAUGUCGCUUCCAGACCUUGCUCGUGAUCCAACCACCCGAGCAGGCUAUGGACGAUACUGGCUUAUUUGUCUGCCAGCCUGCUGAGCAGGAUGAGGCCACCCGAUACCAUAGCUUUAGCUCUUAUGCGUUAUCGGUAGUGUGCAACCUGGAGCCAGGUCGGCUGAAGGUCGAAUUCUGCUAUGACUCUGCCAUCAUCCAGUCAGAAACAAUUCAAACCAUGGCAGCUCACUUAGACCAGGCCCUUCGGAGCAUGUGGACACAGGGGUUGCGGCAUACUACGCUGGGAGAUGUAAACCUGAUGACACAGUCUCAUCUGAAUGACAUCUGGACGUGGAACGCGAACUUGCCUGCCGCUAUAGAUCGAUGCAUGCAUGAUCUAAUCAAAGAAGUAGUGCAACGGCAGCCUGACGCAGUGGCCAUCUCUGGGUGGGAUGGUAGUUUAACAUAUGCUGAGUUAGAUCGGAUGUCAACGAGGCUCGCAGGUCAUCUGGUGCGGAUGGGUGUGAGAAAGAACAUGAUUGUGCCGCUUUGCUUUGAGAAGAGCUUGUACGCCAUGCUCGCUAUUCUUGGAGUUAUAAAAGCUGGCGGCGCCACUCUGCUAUUGGAUCCAUCGUUGCCAGAUUCUCGUCUUGAUGGUAUAUUGAAGCAGGUGAACCCCAUCGUUUUAUUAUCGUCUAUCUCCCAGGAACAGCGCUGUUCCCGAUGGGUGCCUUGUCCAGUGGCCUUGGGCAAGGGAUCGACCUUCUUUGAGGUGGAUGGGGUGAAUGGAACCGCCGAAAGCCACAAUCUGCCGUCCGUAUCUCCAGAUGAUCUUUUAUACACCGUCUUUACAAGUGGUAGUACCGGAACCCCCAAAGGAUGUCUCAUGCGUCACCAACAAUUCACCAGUGCAGUCGCCCAUCAGCAAGCCACGCUUGAAAUGAAUCGAACGACACGCUUGUACGAUUUUUCCUCCUAUUCCUUUGAUGCAGUCUACUGGUCCCUCUUUCAUGUAUGGAACGCUGGAGGCACCCUAUGUAUCCCCAGCGAGGAAGAACGGAAAAGCGAUCUGACCGAGAGCAUGCGCCGGUUUGAGACGACGCAUAUUUUCUUAACUCCCUCUACUGCGCGGUUCAUAGACCCACAGCGUAUUCCUACCCUGCGCUAUCUCUUUCUCGGGGGUGAGGCGGUCUUGCCAGAGGAUCUCGCUCGAUGGUCGCCACAUGUCGACACAUUCGAGGUAUAUGGACCUUCGGAAUGCUCUGCUAUUGUCCUCUAUCAUCGAGUUCCCAAGGCAACAGCCGCUACUGGCCACUCUAUUGGCAAAGGCAUUGGCGUCCUGACUUGGGUGGUGGACCCAGGCAACCAAGACCGACUAGCACCUCUUGGAACGGUAGGUGAGCUAUACCUCGAGGGGCCUCUAGUGGGACAAGGUUACUUCCAGAACGAAGAGAAAACAGCAGCCGCCUUCAUUGAGGAUCCAUACUGGUUAGGUCAGGGCUCCCCCGAUGGAUCAGUGCCGGGACGGCGUGGUCGGCUGUAUAAAACUGGUGACCUUGUCAAAUAUCAUCCGCUCACUGGAGAUAUCGCGUUCGUGGGCCGAAAGGAUACACAGGUGAAACUGCGAGGCCAACGCAUCGAGCUUGCAGAUGUUGAGCAUCAUGUCAUACAGUGCUUGAUGGAUCGAUCUGCGUCAGGAACUCCGCCAACGGCAGUGGCAGAGGUUAUAGAGCCAAUCGCCACAGGUCGGCCGAUGCUUGCCGUUUUUAUCGAUUGCGACCAAGGACAGUUGGCCGACUUGCUGCCUUCGCUCGAAGCUGAGUUGCCGAACCGGGUCCCAUCUUACAUGGUACCUGCAACUUACAUCGCAACCCCAUCUAUGCCGAUGGCAGUGAGUGGUAAGACCGACCGACGACGGCUGCGCGAGAUGGGUUCCAGUUUGACUCUAGAAUUCUUGGCGCGCAACGAUGGCCCUGCAACUACCUUGGCCCCCAGCACAACCUCUGAGUGCCACCUACAAACUUUAUGGGUUGAAGUCCUCGGUGUACCCGCCGAGAAGAUCGGGGCUGAAAGCAGCUUCGUUCGUCUGGGCGGCGACUCCAUUUCGGCGAUGCGGUUGGCCUCUUUGGCUCGUAUGCAAGGGCUAGGCUUAUCGGUUCAUGAUAUUCUAACCACGCCGCGAUUGUCGGAGAUGGCACAGGCAAUGUCAGCCUUGAUCUCUACAGAAGCCAACGAGGUGGAAGUGGUCAAUCCCUUCUCUCUCCUGAAGCACCCCACGGAACAAAACAUUAUCUUGGAUGACUUCGCCAGCCAAUGCCAUAUCCACGUCAGUCAAAUUGAAGACAUCUUCCCUUGCACGGGUGUCCAAAAGUCGCUGCUCUCCAUGACCGCCAAGCGCGCCAACUCGUAUGUCGCUCGACUCUUGCUCAAGCUGAGGAAGAAUGUCGAUGUGUCACGUCUCAUGAAUGCAUGGGAAAUGGUGAGUAGGACUUCUGCCCCUAUCCUUCGUUCACGAAUUGUGGACUGUCCAAGGGAGGGGCUCGUGCAAGGUAUAGUGGAUGAACCGCUACACUGGGACGUCACUCAACCACUGCAGCAAUAUCUCCAAAAAUAUCAAACCAGGCCCAUGGGCCUUGCCACCCCGUUGACUCGGCUUGCCAUUGUGGAAGACGAUCGCAGCCAGGACACUUAUUGCCUGCUAACCCAGCAUCAUGCGAUAUAUGAUGGUUAUUCAUUGAACCUUCUCGUGGAGGAGGUGUCCAAGGCUUACGAUGCCGGCCUUGGUGAUCAUACUCCAGUGGCAUCGUUCCAAGCUUUCAUCAAGUAUGUGAUGGCAAUUGAUUAUGAUAAGACAAAGGACUUCUGGAGUCGUCAAUUCGCAAAUUUUGAGGCAAUUCCCUUUCCAGCAUUGCCUCAUGCGGAUCAUCAACCCAAAGCAGAUAGCACAGUACGACGUAGUUUGGAGGUAUUCCAGUGGCCACAGCGAGAUGUCACUCCGUCAACCAUCAUCCGUGCAUCAUGGGCCAUCCUCACUGCGCGCUACAUGGACUCGGACGAUGUAGUUUUUGGCGCCAUGGUUACGGGCCGACAGGCUCCUCUCCAAGGUCUAGACCGCAUAGUCGCUCCUCUUAUAAAUGCUGUGCCUGUCCGAGUCAAACUUGACUUCCAAGAAUCCGUGGAUAGUCUGCUCGCUAACAUCCAAAGGCAGUCUAUUGACAUGAUUGCCUACGAGCAGACAGAGGUUCUUACAAUUCGGCGCAUUGACACAAACACCGAUCGUGGAAGCCGAUUCAAUACUCUUCUCGUUGUUCAGCCUGCAAGUCAAGGCCAGUCUACUGAUCAUCCUAAUGGCCCCUAUGAGUAUCCAAGGGAACUAGUCUCCGCAACUCAAGAUCUGGAUGACUCCAAUCCAAAUGCUAUCAUGAUCGUGUGCCAACUUACGAAUACGAAUGGCCUUCAGCUUGAGUUUAGUUUUGAUUCUAGGGUGGUGGAUGCAGCGCAGAUGGAGCGAAUUGCCUCUCAAUUCGAGCACGUCUUGCGUCAAGUAUGCAUGGCCACAACGCAGCCUGUCGAUCACAUUCAGACUCUCAGUGGCACCGAUCUAGCAGAGCUAUGGGAGUGGAACUCGUCAGUCCCCCCGGCAAUUCCUGAAUGCGUGCACAGCUUGAUUACUACAACUGCGCAAGACUAUGGAGACCAACCAGCCAUCUGUGCCUGGAACGGCCAUUUAUCGUAUUUCGAGCUGGACCAACUUUCCAAGCAUUUGGCCUCGCACUUGAGAGCUUUUGGUGUUGGUCCCGGUAGCAUCAUUCCACUUUGCUUUGAGAAGUCCAUGUGGCAUCCAGUUGCAGCUCUUGGAGUGAUGAAGUCAGGGGCUGCGUGUCUCUCAAUGGAUUCGACUCAACCAGAAUCCCGACUACAGUCCAUUGUCAGACAAGUCAAUCCUCGGGUUGUGCUAGCAUCGGCCAAGACUGCUGGAUUGGCAGGUCAUUUAUCUGAUGCCGAGGUCAUGAUUAUUGACCAGGAUUACUUCGACUUAGUGGCUAAAGACACUCUCACCCAGCCUUUGCCCACAGUUCACCCAUCCGAUGUGCUAUAUGUGGUAUUCACCAGCGGCUCCACGGGAACACCUAAAGGCGUCGUGACUACACAUCAGAAUUUUGCAUCUGCCGCAGUGCAUCAGGCAGAGAUGCUGCGUAUUCAACCAGGCACACGCGUAUUCGACUUUGUCUCGUACAGCUUUGACGUAUCGUGGUCCAACACCCUUCAAACAUUGAUCCGCGGAGGCUGUCUUUGUAUUCCUAGCGAGUUGGAGCGCCGAAAUGAUAUUACAGGAGCGUUCAACCGCAUGAAUUGCAACUAUUCCUACUUCACCCCUUCCGUGGUCCGAUCCCUGGAGCCAUCAAGUAUGCCUGGACUCAAGACCCUGGCCAUGGGGGGUGAACCCAUUCCCACCACCGAGAUUGCUCGGUGGAAGCAGGCCGAGGCCGUCAUUGGAAUCUACGGUCCAGCUGAGUGUGCACAGGCCCUGACCUUCACACUUCUGCGGCCUAACGGGCCCAGCAAUCAUGUAGGGUACUCAUAUGGGGCCCGGGCAUGGCUGGUGCAACCGGGCUGUCCCGAUCGUCUGGCCGCGAUUGGCGCUGUAGGAGAGCUUCUCAUUGAGGGCCCCACGGUCAGUCGAGGGUACUUCGAUGACUCGGGAAAAACUGCGGCCGCGUAUAUCCACAACCCACCCUGGUUGUUGCAAGGCGCACCGAACCUCCCUGGCCGCCAGGCCACCCUAUACAAGACAGGUGACCUACUUCGAUACAACUCAGAUGGGUCGCUAAAUUUCUUCGGCCGUAAGGAUGGCAUGGUUAAGCUACGAGGCCAGCGGAUUGAGUUGGCUGAAGUAGAAUACCAUAUCCGUGCUAAUCUGCGCAAUUCUGAUCUGUGUGAUGGCCUUGCGGCAGAGAUCAUUACGCCCAACAACAGCGCUCCUAUUCUCGCCGUCUUUUUCGCCCUGUCUCCUCUUGAAAAGGCCCGGUCUGAGGAAGACACUUUAUUGGAGCUCACACGCUUGAUCGACGGUUUGGAGGACAGGCUUUCUAAUUGUCUACCGCAAUACAUGAUUCCUGGCGCCUACAUCCCCAUUGAAAAGAUUCCAAUGACUACCACGGACAAAACAGAUAGAAGAGCUCUACGGCAGUUGGGAGCCGUUCAGACUUUGGAGAAGCUGGCAAAACUACAGUCCCAUGGGAAGACCCAUCGCGCACCAACUACUGUCAUAGAACAGAAGCUGCAAGCACUAUGGUCGGUGGUUCUUGGAAUAGAUGCAAACAUCAUCAAUGCCGACAGCAACUUCCUCAGAAUCGGUGGAGAAUCCAUCGCAGCUAUGCGACUAGUGGCAGCGGCACAAAAUGAGAAGCUCUCGCUCACAGUCGCGGAUAUCUUCAACGCACCGCGGCUCUCUCAACUUGCACUUUUAGUGCAGGAAAUCACUACAGUGCAGUCUCUGCCAUUGUCGAGACCCUUCGCUUUGCUGGAGACUAAUGAUCCAAAGUCCUUCCUCGCUGACUUUGUCGAUCCGCUCCUCGACCCAGGGGCUGGGACUGUUCUGGAUGUACUUCCUUGCACCGAUUUCCAGACCUGUGCAAUUCUCGAUGCUUUCCAGAGUCCGCCCAGCCGAUUGCCGCAUUGGAUCUUCGAUCUUCCAGCGGAUGUCGACUUCUCGCGGUUAGAAUGGUCGUGCCGCAAGUUAAUAGACCAUCACGACAUCCUUCGUACGGUGUUCAUUCAAGCGCACGGUCGAUUCUGGCAGGUCGUACUGGAACAUUUGAAACCCCCGUAUGAUAACUUCCAGGCAUCUCAUAACGAUGAUAUCACGGCCUUUGUUGAUUCCAUUUGUGAGCUGGAUCAAAAAAGGAUUCGAACCUUUGGCUCUUCUUUGAUUCGAUUCAUGGCAGUGCGGAGUUCCUCUGGGCAGCACCGACUCAUCUUCCGGAUCUCGCACGCCCAAUUCGACGGCUUCAGCUGGGAUACAGUCCUCCGCAGUCUCUCUUCACUCUAUUGCGGGGACAAUCUCCCUAACCAACCGGAGUUUACCCAAUAUAUCACCUAUAGGGAGGAGGAAAAGGCAAACGCGCUCGCCUACUGGGCUUCACGACUCAAGCCCGCGCCGAAUCCCAACUGGAGUAGUGUUGAUUACUCCAACCGGGUGUACACUACAAUGGACCGGCUGACUGUGAAGGCGACAAUCCCAAUGCCCGAAAGCCGGUUGGUUGAGGGGAUGUCGCCCGCAACUUUAUUCCAUGCCGCCUGUGCGAUGGUACUGUCCCGCCAGUACCAACAGGCUCAUGUUGUUUUCGGUCGUCUGGUCACUGGCCGGUCGAUGCUACCGAGCAAUCUGCAAAAUGUGGUCGGUCCAUCUAUGACAGAGAUCCCUAUCAGCGUGCACAUUGAUGACCAUGCUACUCUUUCGAGCGUUGCAUUGCAAUUACAGCGUCAGAUUAUUGAGGAUGCCCGAUACGAAACCGCCGGGAUGGAUGAAAUUAUCCGGAACUGCACUGACUGGCCAGAUGACGCAAAGGACUUUGGCUGGCGGACCUCUUUCCAGCAAGAAGAUGAUCGCAACUUCAUUUUCCUUGGGACGGAAAGUCGGAUAUCAUUCUACGAACCGGAUCUGCUGCCUCGAAACCGACCAGAAAUUUAUGCUACUCCACGGGAUGGGAAGCUGGAUCUUGAGUUUGAGGGUAACCGACAGUUGAUCAGUGAGGAUGAUGUUCAGCGCUUCAUUCAAGGGCUGCAAAUAGUGUUGAGUAACGUUUGA